This is a messenger RNA of Annulohypoxylon maeteangense, 1954 nucleotides long. RefSeq names its product glutathione S-transferase. The record is from RefSeq and is a predicted model, not a curated record. Lineage: Eukaryota; Fungi; Ascomycota; Sordariomycetes; Xylariales; Hypoxylaceae. Gene Ontology annotation, molecular function: glutathione transferase activity. Gene Ontology annotation, cellular component: cytoplasm. The coding region runs from base 374 to 1612 and encodes 412 amino acids. The transcript is spliced from 5 exons.
CUUUUGGCAAGAGAUCAAAUUGGUGACUACGUUCUUUUCGAUUCUAGUAAUUAGUAAAAUGUGCUGACCCUUACUCUAUAAAGAUCUCCACAUGGUUUCUAGCCCCGCCAUACUAGUUGAUUAGUAACGAUAUGCUAGUCCUCGCUCGUUCGGGGAAUUGAAUACGUCACGAUCCGUAAUCGUAGUAUAAUGAUGAAUAAGGGGAGAUCGUGACAAAUCUUCUACACCUUGACAGCGCACGCCAUAUUCGAAACUCCUGAUUCGAAGAUUCACUUAGCUUUUCAAGUCAGGAGAACCUCGCAAGGUAGUAGUAUAUAAGUAGAGGUAGCACCUAAGGCUUCCCAAGUUGGAGAAGUUGGAGAUCCCCGCAUUCAUGAACACAGCUCGCUCUUCUGCGCUCUACCGUGUCGCGCCAUUGUCGUCAUCGCCGAGAUCAAUUGCAAACUCAUCGCUUUCAACAUUUGUAUUUAGAAGAGAUAUUAUCAUUCCUAAUAGAAGAAGGAUCUCGUCAAUAGCGAGAAACGAAGCACGACUUGGAGGAAUUGCUGUAAACCCUUCUUUGAAGCUUGCGAAGAAGCCGAACAAACAGAUUAGAAUGGCUUCGAAAAUUACUGACUGGGUUAAGCCCGGCGACAACAGCGGAGAGUUCAAGCGUCAGGUCAGCUCGUUUCGCGAUUGGAUUUCUAAAGAGCCCGGCGCCAAGUUCCCGCCUGAGAAGGGUCGGUAUCAUCUUUAUGUUAGCUAUGCUUGUCCUUGGGCUACAAGGACUUUAAUUGUGAGGAAGCUGAAGGGACUAGAGGACUUUAUUUCAUUCUCUAGCGUCCAUUGGUACAUGGGGGAGAAUGGAUGGCGCUUUCCCACCCCGGAAGACACGGACGCCGCAGGCGAGAAUGUGAUCCCGGACCCGGUCCCGGGACACGAGAAGUACACGCACAUACGGGAACUCUACUUCGCGGUUGACCCCAACUACGGAGGGCGGUUUACCGUGCCGGUUCUCUUCGACAAGAAGACAAACACGAUCGUGAAUAAUGAGAGUAGCGAAAUCCUGCGCAUGCUCAACCAUGUGUUCGACGACCAGCUGCCGUCGGAGUACGCCAAGCUCGACUUCUACCCGGAGCCGCUGCAGUCGCAGAUCGAGGAGGCGCAUGGCUGGAUUUAUGAUGACAUUAAUAAUGGCGUGUAUAAGAGCGGGUUUGCGACGACGCAAGAGGCGUAUGAUCGUAACGUCACGGCGCUGUUUGACGCGCUAGAUAGGGCGGAAAAGCAUCUUGCUGAGACGGGCGGACCGUUUUGGUUUGGGGAUAAGAUUACGGAGGUGGAUAUUAGGCUAUUCCCGACUCUCAUUCGCUUCGACCCGGUUUAUGUCCAGCACUUCAAAUGCAACUUGCGCGACAUCCGCUCGGGGUAUCCGCUCCUGCAUCUGUACACCCGGAGACUGUACUGGACGCAUCCGGCAUUCAAGGACACGACGAACUUCUUGCAUAUUAAGAACCACUACAUGCGCAGCCACACCCAGAUUAACCCGCAUUCUAUUACCCCCUUAGGCCCUGUUCCGGAUAUCUUGCCUUUGGAUGAGGAGGUCAAUGCUGUAAAGGCUGCUUUGGCGAAGUGAAGAAUUAGAUGGAGGGUUGCAUGAAGUCGCGAGUGAGAUGUUUUUGGACGGUGUAGUUUACCUACUGUGAUCUAGUUAAGUGGUACCUAAAUCUAAUAUCUAGAUCUACUUUGUCUAUUAUCUCUGCAAGGGAUUCAGUUCGAAUAAACAAAUAUGUGUCGACGGAUCUUCGACGGUACGCAUUUAAUGACUGCGAGCUAAAGAUUCUACGAAAAUAAUAGGUACUUCCAAGUAGUCACAGCAAAAAAAGAAAUGGACGAAGUCCUCAAGCUUCAAUAAUACGUCUUCUUAUGAGGGGCAUGCAUCAUUAAGUACAAACCGAAACUCCCGUGCUAAGUAUUC